Periconia digitata is the source of this 2423-nucleotide messenger RNA. Lineage: Eukaryota; Fungi; Ascomycota; Dothideomycetes; Pleosporales; Periconiaceae. The record is from the annotation of a GenBank genome assembly.
GCCUGUCUCUCUCCUCCACGGGCGCCUACCUGGGCCGCUCGCCUAGCCCAAAUCUUGCCUGUCCCACAUUUGAGCCGCACCCGCUCUGCAUGUUUGGUGAAACGCCGUGCUCGUCAUCCGGUCCUGCGCCUACUCGCGACCACGCGUUCACAAACUAUUCAGUCGCUGGUAUGGCUUCCACUGCGAACCAACAGCAACCCUUCCCGGCUGUACCUCCGUCUCUCUCCGCUGGCGAUCAUGAGAUGCGAGACUACUACGCCCCACAAGAUGCACCACGACCUCCACUAACCCAAACACCAUACCUCAAACCAUAUCUCGGCCUUCGAGCUAGGCUCUCACAGAUAUGGCUCAACCGUUGGACUAUCCUUCUACUUCUCGUUCUCGUUCGGCUUCUGAUUGCUAUUGCAAGCACAAACUCCAACCUCACCUCCGCUCGUCGGGAGGCUCUCAGCGCUUGCACCUCAGUCGAGAAAAUGGGCAGCUCCAUGGCUUCCAUGCCCCACUUCAUGGCCAAAGGCGUCAACCAAAUGACCUCCUCAGGCAUCGAAAAUGCCGUGGGCGGUCUAUUCAAGAUGCUCGACCUUACCGUCAAGGGUGUCGAAGAGCUUGUUCUCUUCGUCAUCCACAUGAUGACCCAGACUUAUCUCUGCCUCAUUACCCUUGUGGUUACCGGUAGCAUGCAUGCUGCCGUCGAAAUCGGUGAGGCUUUUGCCAAGGGUCUCAACGAGACGGUCGAAGAAGUCACCAAUGGCAUUGGCGAUGCCCUCGGUAAAGCUCAAAAAACCAUGCAGGACAUCCAAAACUCCAUCAAGAACGUCCCGCUUUUCGGCAACAAGAUCCCCGACGCUGUGCCCAACCUGGAUGAACAAAUAUCCAAGCUCAAAUCACUCGAGGCACCGCCUGGGAUCAUGGAUGGCGUCAACAAGCUCAACAGCUCCAUCCCAAGCUUUGAAGAGGUGCAGAACUUCACCGACAACAUCAUUCGUCUGCCUUUCGAAGAAAUCAGGAAACUCAUCAAGAACAUGGACAACUUCACCUUCGAUGGGAAUGCUCUUCCCGUCCCGCAAAAAGAGCAACUCCAGUUCUGCUCCGAAGGCAACUCCAUCAACUCUUUCUUCGAUAAGCUCAUCAAGCUUGUGUACACCGCAAAGAAGGUCGCCCUUGCCGUCCUCAUUAUCCUGGCUCUUCUCGCCAUAGUCCCCAUGGCCUGGAUGGAAAUCCGUCGUUAUCGCCGAAUGCAAGAACGGGCCGAACUCUUCCACCAAGGCCACGAACCGAUGGAUGUCAUCUACCUUGCUUCUCGUACAACAUCCGGCUCACUAGGACUGUGGCUCGGCCAUCGUUUUGGCUCCACCCGCCGCCAGGCCAUCAUGCGCUGGGCUUGGGCUUAUGCCACCUCGAUGCCCAUGCUGUUUCUGAUUGCCUUGGGCAUCGCAGGUCUCUUUUCAUGCUUCUGCCAAUACCUGCUACUCAUCAAGAUCGAGGAGAAAACCCCCGAACUCACCGACGAAGUCGCCGAUUUCGCUGGUCAGGUCGUCGUCAAGCUCAACAAUGCCUCCAUGUCUUGGUCCAAUGGUGUCAAUGAUGCCGUUGGAAAGCUCGACAAGGAGAUCAACGAUGACAUUUUCGGCUGGGUUCAGAAAGGCACAUCGGCAGUCAACGAGACAAUCAAUGUCUUUGUCGACAAAACCAACGACUUGCUCGACGAGGCCUUUGGCGACACCAUUCUCCGAGAUCCGAUCCAAGAAGUCUUGAAAUGCCUGAUUGGCUUGAAGAUUGCCAGUAUACAAUCAGGUCUUACUUGGGUACAUGACAACGCGCACGUGGCUUUCCCUGGCGUGGCUAAUGACACCCUUUCUUUGGGAGCUUUAGCAAACGUCGACGAUUCUGGCUCGUCCCAAGAGCUGCUUGCCGACCCCAGUGGUAAGGCCAAAGACGAGAUCACCGAGGCCGUCAUGCGCGUCAUCAAUGUUCUCAAAGAUGGCAUCCGCACCGAGGCUCUCAUCGCUACCACCCUGAUCGUUAUAUGGUUGGUAGUCGCUCUCACUGGUCUCGUCUACGCCUGCACACACAUGGCUCGCCGGGAUACCCCCCAAGGCACAGCCUAUGUUGUGGACCCCGCCACCGAUAACCCUUCGAAGCCUAUCCCCUCUGAUGCGGCACCACCUUCGUACGAGCCCUCAGCGCUUGCGCCACAGACCCGAGCUUUCCGGACCUAUGCCCCCAACGACAACGACUCGCCAGCCGAAAAGCACGGCUACGUGGGCGCGCAUACGGUUACCGACUCCUCCCGUCCUGGUCAUGCUCGUGUCAGUAGCCAUGGUCAUCUCGCUGACCCAUCCCCUCUCGAAGAUAAACGUGAUCCCUUCACUCAAGCCAGCAACAACGAGAAGAACCCAUUCAACGAUCCAUACCGUCGAUAA